This is a messenger RNA of Paramecium octaurelia, 1882 nucleotides long. The record is from the annotation of a GenBank genome assembly. Lineage: Eukaryota; Ciliophora; Oligohymenophorea; Peniculida; Parameciidae.
GCUUGUAAUGAAGUCUGGUGAAAUAAUUCACAACAUGAAUGACGACACGUCUCUUUCAUCUGAGGACGAGGAACAGACCUCCAAGAUUAUAGAGAAUGAUCCAACAGGUCGUUUUAGUAAGGUAUUAAAAUGAUAACAUAAUUUGUAGUACAAUGAAGAAAUUGGAAAAGGCGCCUAUAAGAGUGUUUACAGAGGAUAUGACAAUGAAAGUGGAUGCGAAGUAGCAUGGAAUGUGUUUUAAUUGAUGAAUGUUUCUGAGAGUAAUUUUAUAAUUCAUAUUAUCUUUAGACGAAAUAAGAAGAGCCAGAUAAGAGAUAACAAUAUUGAAAACAUUGAAACACAAGAACAUCAUUAAUUUUAUACAUUCAUGGCAGAGUAGAUCGAAGAGGGAAAUCGUAUUCAUAACCGAAAUUGUUAAUGGAGGAUCGUUGAAAAAGUAAGUUUCAAAGCAUUAUCAGGCAGUUACCUCAGGAGAAUCACAAGACCUAAGCUAAAAGUCAUAAGAUAUUGGUGUAAACAGAUCUUGGAAGGAUUGGAAUACAUGCAUUAACAAAACAUUAUCCACAGAGAUUUGAAAUGCGAAAAUAUCUUGAUUGACACAAACAACAACGAAUUAAAGAUAGGUGAUCUUGGCCUAUCGAUUUAGUAAUAAUUCAAAAUUUAUUAAGAGAAUGCAAUCGAAUAAUACUAAUUCAGUAUUGGGAACACCAGAAUUUAUGGCACCUGAAAUUUAUCAUGGAAAUUAUGAUACCAAGGUUGAUAUCUAUGCUUUCGGAAUGUGCAUUCUGGAAAUAGUGACUGGCAUGAAACCUUUUUGUGAGUGCAAAGGUGGAACUGGUUAAGUCAUCAAAAAGGUUAUGGAAUCUCAAAAACCUUAGAGUUUAGAAGGCAUCCUCAAUGAAAAGAUUAAAUCCAUCAUUUUAGAGUAAGAUUACUUCAUUUAUCUUAGGUGUCUCAAACCUGCAAAUGAGAGACCGACUGCUACUCAACUGUUGAAUCAAUAUUUUUAAUCCUCCAACAUUGAUGAAGACAAUUGUCCUGUCUAAUUAAAUGAGUCACUUCUGAACUAGAUCUCCCAUGACAGCAAAAGUAAUUCUUCUCUCUAUUUAAUAGACUCCUCCUUCUUCAAGAAUAACCUAUCUAAAAACAUCAGUGAAGUCAAAGGAACUACUAACAAUCACAUCAAUAAUAACCUUACUAACUAACCAAAUAAACUAAUUCUCUUUCAGGAAUACAAUCCUAAUUCAAUGAAACAAUCUGAAGUAAGACAUUGUGAAUAAUAAAAUAAGUUAAGCAUGGAUACUGCUGAUGAUUUCUCAAUUGAGUAAUAAUUCGGCAAGCAAUACAAAGAAUAUUAUGUACAAUUUUAUUGUUAUUCUAGAUCACUCAAAAUGACGAAACCCUGUUAGAUUUAGAAUAAAGACAAGAGAGAGAAUUACAAUUAUUACUGACUUUGCAUAAACAACAAAAAGCUGAUCUCUCGAAUAAGCUUUAAUAAACAAAUAGAUCUAUUAUCCCAUAUGGAUCGGGGUUUUUAUCACCGAAAUCAUUCUCCACCUUAUUUGAAUUCAACAAUGAUUAACUUCAACAAUUAUAAGGAAACCAAUAGCAAUCUCAAAUAUUGAAAGUCUUUCCCGUAAGUGAAAGUACAAAUUCAGAAGAAACUGGAAGAAAACCAAGCAACAAAGAAGAUGAUUUGAACAUGAUUUAAUCAGUAAGUUUUAAUUUAAUCCAUUAGAAACAACCAUGUAAAUUGUCUACAGAUGUUGUUGUGUAAUCGAAAGUUUACAAUGUCAAAACUCCUAUUUAAGGUUGAAUAUUAACAUCACUUAAAUGUUAAUAUUGACUAUUUAUUUAUAAAUACAAUUUCUACAAAUAAUAU